Caenorhabditis bovis is the source of this 1317-nucleotide messenger RNA. NCBI's taxonomy places the organism in Eukaryota, Metazoa, Nematoda, Chromadorea, Rhabditida, Rhabditidae. The record is from the annotation of a GenBank genome assembly.
AUGUGGAGCGACAACAACAAAAUAACCGGGGUUGAAACAACGACGGAUCAAGAUACGACUACAGAAGAAAAAACAACGACUGAAUCUGUGACCACUACUGCCGACGAGACUACUACCAAAGAAGCCACCACCAUUCAAUCAAAGACUACGACGGUCUCAAUUAUCGAUAAAACGACAACUGAGGAGACGACUGAUAAAGCCACAACUCAAGAAGCUGCCGAUGCAACAACAGCGGAUGCGACGGAAGCUGCAACAGAUCCGAAUGAAACCACUGAAGCCAAAAUUGAUAAAGCUACAACUCAAGAUGCUGCCGACGCAACAACUGCGGACGCGACGAAAGCUGUGACAGAUCCGAAUGAAACCACUGAAGUCAAAACUGACAAAGCUACAACUCAAGAUGCUUCCGAUGCUACAACUGCGGACGCGACGAAAGCUGUGACAGAUCCGAAUGAAACCACUGAAGUCAAAACUGACAAAGCUACAACUCAAGAUGCUUCCGAUGCUACAACUGCGGACGCGACGAAAGCUGUGACAAAUCCGAAUGAAACCACUGAAGCCAAAAUUGAUAAAGCUACAACUCAAGAUGCUGCCGAUGCUACAACUGCGGACGCGACGAAAGCUGUGACAGAUCCGAAUGAAACCACUGAAGCCAAAAUUGAUAAAGCUACAACUCAAGAUGAUGCCGAUGCAACAACAGCAGAUUCGACGGAAGCUGUGACAGAUCCGAAUGAAACCACUGAAGCCAAAACUGACAAAGCUACAACUCAAGAUGCUUCCGAUGCUACAACUGCGGACGCGACGAAAGCUGUGACAGACCCGAAUCAAACAACAGAAGCAACAAGUGAUAAGACAUCUGACAAACAAACACAGUCGGUUACAGCAGAAGCUGUUACAAGUGAGACUUCGGAAUCCUCUGAUGCUGUGACAGAUGAAGAAACGAAUAAAUCCGAUGCACCGACAGAUGAAGUCACUGAACAAACGUGGACAGGCGGCGUUACCGAUCCAAACGGAUCAAGUGGUGAAACGACAAUACGCUUUGAAUUCCCCACUGAUCCAACGGGUAAUGAUAUGGAAACGACGAUAUUCAAAGAUUCAACUUACAAUCCGGAUGAUUGUAUUGAGCCGGUAACAACACUUGAGCCAGGAACAUUAGGAACUCUCUUCCCAGGAGGCGGAGGUGGUGGAGGCGGUGUGGAACCAAUGACGUUCCCAAUGGAAACACCGACUGCUAUGCCUGGUUACUUCGCCUUACAUCACGAGUACGACACCAAUGGAUUCUACCACGUCGGAUACCUUGUCAUCAAGUACAACAGAUAG